AUGGCGGGGGAUGCCAGGAAGCGGUUCAUCCUGGCCACGACGCAGGACUACUUGGGGCUGGCGGCGGGCGCCGAGGACAGCUGGUGGCCCGCCGCUCGCCCCGAGCUCGACAGCUUCCUGGACGAUGGCAACCAGCUGCUCCUCACCGUGCAGCGGUCCCCCAGCGGCAUCUCCCUCUCCAACACGAUCGACGUUGGAGAUGCAAAAGAUAAAGUAUUGGUGUUUUUUAAGCUACGGCCUGAAGCGAUUACAGAAGACAACCUUCACAGUAAUAUUCUCGUGUCAUCUACGUUAGAUUCACCUAUUAAUUCUCUUUAUCAAGCAGUACGGCAAGUAUUUGCACCAAUGUUAUCAAAGGACGAAGAGUGGAGCAAAAACUUUGACCCCAAGCUCCAGAAUCUCCUGAGUGAACUAGAAGCUGGCUUGGGGAUCGUCAUCCGCAGAUCUCAUCCCAAUUUAUCCAAGUUGAAAUUCAAGGAAGAUGAUGUCCGAGGUAUCCUUACACCAAGCGACGAAUUCCAGUUUUGGAUAGAACAUGCACACCGAGGAAAUAAAUCAAGUAACAAAGAUAGAGCCAUUUAUUUUAAAGAACUGUUUGAAACAGUUUCAAGGGAUUUCUACAAUUUGGAUAACCUUUCCUUGUUGGAAGCGGUGGACUUAGUGGAGACGACUCGGGACACGGUUGACGAUGUUUGGAGGCAAACGGAACAUGACCAUUACCCCGAGUCACGCAUGCUGCACCUUCUGAAUGUCAUCGGAGGUUCCCUGGGAAGGUUCGUUCAGAAAAAAUUGGGUUCUUUGAACCUCUGGGAGGAUGCUUUCCAUCUUGUGAAAGAAAACCUGAAGGCCGGGAUUACAAUUUGUGAACAGUGGGUAGCUGCCUGCGAUCAUUUAACUGGACAAGUGUGGCAACGGUAUAUUCCUCAUCCGUGGAAAAUGGGAAAAUAUUUCCCAGAAUCGCUUGACCGGCUUGGCAAACGCCUGGAGGAGAUCUUGGCCAUUAGAACAGUUCAUGAAAAACUCAUCUAUUUUUUGCCCGUUGGUGAAGAAAAAGUCAAAUGCCACACUCAAGUGUUUGAACCUUUUACUGGCCUGAAUCCUGUGCAGUAUAAUCCCUACACUGAGCCUCUAUGGAAAGCAGCAGUGUCUCAGUAUGAAAAAAUUAUUGCACCAGCAGAAGAAAAAAUUGCAGGGAAAUUAAAAACUUAUUUUUCAGAAAUUCAGGAUAGUCCCCAGCAGCUUCUUCAGGCAUUUCUGAAAUACAAGGAACUGGUGAAACGUCCAACCAUAAGCAAAGAAUUGAUUGUAGAACGAGAAACUCUGCUAGCAAGACUUGUGGACUCAGUCAAAGAUUUUCGAGCAGACUUCGACUAUCGAUGCCACGGUGCCCCCGGCGAAUUAUCCGGGCCGCUUUCUGGUAGAAAUCUUUCUGAGGUUGUCAAUAAUAUAGUUUGGGUCCGUCAGCUGGAACUGAAGGUGGAUGACACUAUCAAGAUCGCAGAGGCUCUUUUGUCUGACCUGUCAGGAUUUCGAUCUUUCCGUCGAAGUGCCGACGAUCUCUUAGAGCAGUUUAAAACGUACGAACAAGAACAAUUUGAUGACUGGUCCCGGGAUAUUCAAGCAGGUUUAUCCGAUCCCAAAUCUGGCUUGUGUAUCCAGGCUAAUAGUCGCAUUAUGGAAUUGGAUCCUAGCGAUGGUGCGUUAAAAAUACAUUAUUCCGAUCGCUUGGUGGUUCUUCUGAGAGAAGUGCGUCAGCUUUCUGCACUUGGCUUCGUUAUUCCUGCCAAAAUCCAGCAAGUUGCAAACAUGGCACAAAAAUUCUGCAAGCAAGCGAUUAUCCUCAAACAAGUGGCACACUUUUACAAUUCUAUUGAUCAGCAGAUGAUUCAAAGCCAGAGACCAAUGAUGCUAAAAUCUGCCUUAGCAUUUGAACAAAUAAUUAAGCAUUCCAAAGCUGCCUCCGGGGAAAAGUCUUACAUAACCUGGGAUAAUCCUAAAGAAUUAGAAGUCUACAUUCAGAAACUCCAAAGUGCUGCUGAAAGACUCGCCACCGAAAAUAGAAAACUAAGAAAGUGGCACACGACCUUUUGCGAAAAGGUCGUCGCUCUUAUGAAUAUUGAUCUACUCCGGCAACAGCAGAGGUGGAAAGACGGGCUUCAGGAAUUGAGAACUGGCUUAGCUAGCGUGGAAGCCCAGGGUUUCCAAGCAAGUGAUAUGCACGCGUGGAAGCAGCAUUGGAAUCAUCAACUGUACAAAGCUCUAGAGCAUCAGUAUCAAAUGGGUUUAGAAGCACUUAAUGAGAACCUGCCAGAAAUAAACAUCGAUUUAAUUUAUAAGCAAGGAAGAUUACAAUUCAAACCUCCGUUCGAAGAAAUCCGGGCCAGGUAUUACAGAGAAAUGAAGAGAUUCAUCUGUAUUCCAAACCAGUUUAAGGGAGUGGGUGAGGCCGGGGAUGAAUGCAUUUUCACCGUUAUGAUCGAAAGAAACGCGAGUGGAUUUGUGACCAUAUUCAGCAAAGCAGAGGAUCUGUUUAGAAGAUUGGCUUCAGUUGCAGACCAACAUAAGGAAUGGGUAGUAAUCGGACAAGUAGAUAUGGAAGCUCUAGUGGAGAAACACCUCUCCACUGUUCAAGAUUGGGAGAAAAACUUUAAAGCACUGAAAGGAAAGGGAAAAGAAGUGGAACAGCUUCCAAGCACUGUCAAGGUGGAUUGUUUAAAUAUUAAUUGCAACCCUGUGAAGACUGUGAUUGAUGAUCUCAUCCAGAAGUUAUUCGAUGCCCUUGUUCUGUCUUUGAGAAAGUCUAUUCAAGCUCAUUUACAAGAAAUUGAUUCGUUUGUCACAAAUGCUAUGGAAACAUUAACAGUCAUGCCCCAGACUGUGGAUGAAAUAGGUGAUGCAAAUUUACAAUAUGCCAAACUUCAAGCAAGGAAGCCAGAGAUUUUGCCACUAUUCCAAGAAGCCGAAGAUAAAAACAGACUUUUAAGGACCGUGGCAGGUGGAGGUUUAGAAACUAUUAGUAACCUGAGAGCUAAGUGGGACAAAUUUGAAUUAAUGAUGGAAAGUCAUCAACUGAUGAUUAAAGAUCAGAUUGAAGUGAUGAAAGGAAAUGUGAAGUCACGCCUUGAGGUCUACCGGCAAGAAUUAGAAAAGUUUAAGGCUCGUUGGGAUCAGCUGAAGCCCAGCGACGACAUCAUUGAAACCGGCCAGCAAGAAGCCCUUGAGAGAAGUGCCCAGUCUAUAAAGGAGAAAAAAGCUGAGUUCGAUGACCUUGAAGCCACCAGGAAGAAGCUGAUGGAGGAUUGCCGUCAUUUUGGCCUGGAAGAGCCUAAUUUCUCACUGGCAAAUGACAUUUGUAAAGAUAUUGAGAGUAGCGCAGAAGUUUGGGCACUAUAUGAAGAGUACAAUCAAGAGUUCCAGGAUAAAGCCAAAGAGGAUUGGAUUACCUUUAGGAGUAAGACUUACCUUUUUGAUGAAUUUUUGAUGAUCUGGCAUGACAGGCUGAGGAAAAUGGAAGAACAUUCAGUAAUGACUGUGAAGUUACAGUCGGAAAUUGAUAAAUACAAAAUGACAACCCCUGUCCUGAAAUACGUUAGGGGAGAGCAUCUCUCUCCAGAUCAUUGGCUUGAUCUGUUUCGUCUACUUGGUCUCCCUAGGGGAACCAGUCUAGAGAAAUUGUUGUUCGGAGAUCUGCUCCGAGUAGCCGAUGUGAUUGUGGCCAAAGCUACUGAGCUUAAGGAUUUGAACAGCCGGGCACAGGGCGAAGUCACGAUCCGAGAAGCUCUGCGUGAGCUUGACCUCUGGGGAGUGGGAGCGGUGUUUUCCUUAACGGAUUACGAAGACAGCCAAGGCCGGACCCUGAAGCUGAUUAAAGAUUGGAAAGACAUAGUGAACCAGGUCGGAGAUAAUCGCUGCCUUCUGCAGUCGUUAAAGGACUCUCCUUAUUACAAAGGAUUUGAAGAUAAGGUGUCUAUCUGGGAGAGAAAACUUGCUGAAUUAGAUGAGUACCUGCAGAAUUUAAACCACAUUCAGAGGAAGUGGGUGUAUUUGGAGCCUAUUUUUGGACGAGGGGCCUUGCCAAAAGAGCAAGCCCGCUUCAACAGAGUCGAUGAAGAUUUUAGAUCAAUCAUGGCAGACAUCAAGAGAGACAACAGGGUGACAUCAUUGACCACUCAAGCAGGAAUGAGAAACGCUUUGAUUACCAUCCUGGAUCAACUUCAGAGAUGUCAAAAAUCACUGAAUGAGUUUUUAGAGGAAAAGCGCUCGGCAUUUCCCAGGUUCUAUUUCAUUGGCGACGACGACCUGUUGGAAAUAUUGGGCCAGUCGACUAGUCCUACAGUUAUUCAGUCUCACCUUAAGAAACUUUUUGCUGGCAUUAACAGUGUAUGCUUUGAUGAGGAGUGUAAGCAUAUAACCGCGAUGAAAUCACUAGAGGGAGAAAUUGUGCCUUUUAAAAAUAAAAUUCUUCUGUCAAAUGACGUUGAGAUUUGGCUGAACGGUUUGGCCUCAGAAAUGAAGGAGACUUUGAAACAGCUACUGGUGGAAUGUGUCACAGCCGGGAGAAAAGCUCAAGUCUCCAUCGACCCCUCACUCUUCCCUUCACAAAUCCUGUCCUUGGCAGAACAGAUUCAUUUCACCGAAGAUGUAGAAAAGGCCAUCAGAGGUCACAGCCUACGUCAGCUAGAAAUGGAGCUUACGGCUAAACUAGAGCACUAUACCAAUGUAGAUACAAGUUCUGAAGAUCCGGGAAAUCCAGAAUCCGGAAUCCUUGAGCUCAAACUUAAAGCUCUUAUUCUUGACAUCAUCCACAACAUUGAUGUGGUGAAGCAGUUAAACCACGUGCAGGUUCAGAGUACUGAAGACUGGAUCUGGAAAAAACAAGUUAGAUUCUAUAUGAAAAGUGAUCUGAAAUGUUACAUUCAAAUGGUGGAUUCUGAGCUGCAGUACACGUAUGAGUAUCAGGGUAACGCACCCAGAUUGGUAUACACACCAUUGACUGAUAAAUGCUACCUCACGCUCACCCAAGCCAUGAAGAUGGGUCUUGGAGGAAAUCCCUACGGACCAGCCGGCACUGGCAAAACCGAAUCCGUGAAGGCUCUGGGAGGACUUCUUGGAAGACAAGUUUUAGUUUUUAACUGUGAUGAGGGUAUCGAUGUGAAGUCAAUGGGGCGCAUAUUUGUUGGUUUGGUGAAAUGUGGAGCCUGGGGUUGUUUUGAUGAGUUCAAUAGGCUGGAAGAAGCAGUUUUGUCAGCAGUAUCUAUGCAAAUCCAGACAAUUCAAGAUGCUUUGAAGAAUCAUAGACCGGUUUGCGAGCUACUUGGAAAAGAGGUGAAAAUGGAUUCGAACUCUGGAAUUUUUAUCACGAUGAAUCCUGCUGGAAAAGGUUACGGAGGAAGACAAAAAUUGCCCGAUAACUUGAAGCAACUUUUCAGGCCAGUGGCUAUGUCUCGUCCUGAUAAUGAACUCAUUGCCGAAGUUAUUCUCUACUCAGAAGGGUUUAAAGACGCCCAAGUAUUGGGCAGAAAAUUGGUGGCUAUUUUUAAUCUUUCUAGGGAACUUUUGACACCUCAGCAGCAUUACGAUUGGGGUUUAAGAGCACUGAAGACCGUCCUGAGAGGAAGUGGAAGUCUUCUUCGCCAGCUGAAGAAGAAUGGCGUUAAGGAAAAAGUUAAUGAAAGUCAUAUCGUGAUACAAGCUUUACGGCUCAAUACGAUGUCAAAGUUUACUUUUGCCGACUGUGCACGGUUUGAUGCCCUGAUUAAAGAUGUCUUUCCUGGAGUUGACUUUAAGGAUGUGGAAUAUGACGAGCUAAGCGCUGCUUUAAAGCAAGUCUUUGAGGAAGCCAAUUUUGAAAUUAUCCCCACCCAGAUAAAGAAAGCUUUGGAAUUGUACGAACAGUUACGUCAGAGGACGGGGGUCGUUAUCGUUGGUCCAAGCGGUACUGGCAAGUCAACCCUGUGGCGAAUGCUGCGGGCAGCCCUGUGUAAAGUGGGCAAAACGGUGAAACAGUACACGAUGAAUCCUAAAGCCAUGCCUCGGCACCAGUUAUUAGGCUACAUCGACAUGGACACGAGGGAAUGGUCGGACGGUGUACUGACAAACAGCGCUCGACAAGUUGUGAGAGAACCUCAGGAUGUAAGCUCAUGGAUAAUCUGUGAUGGAGAUAUUGACCCCGAGUGGAUUGAAUCUCUGAAUUCCGUGCUGGACGACAAUCGGCUGCUCACUAUGCCCAGUGGGGAGAGAAUUCAGUUUGGCCCAAAUGUGAACUUUGUAUUUGAAACCCAUGAUUUAAGCUGUGCAUCUCCUGCCACGAUAUCUAGAAUGGGAAUGAUAUUUCUCAGUGAUGAAGAGACUGAUCUUAAUUCAUUAAUAAAAUCCUGGUUGAGAAACCAGCCUGAAAACUAUAGAGAUGAUCUUGAAAACUGGAUUGGAGAUUAUUUUGAAAAGGCUUUACAGUGGGUUUUAAAGCAGAAUGACUAUGUGGUAGAAACAAGUCUAGUCGGAACGGUGAUGAAUGGGUUGUCUCAUCUCCAUGGGUCCAGAAAUCGAGAUCAAUUUAUAAUCAGUUUAAUAAGAGGACUUGGUGGAAACCUCAACAUGAAAUCACGAUUAGAACUCACAAGAGAGAUUUUUAGCUGGGCCCGAGAAUCUCCACCGGAUCCCCAUAAACCAAUGGACACGUACUAUGACUCAAAUACGGGUCGUCUGGCGUCGUAUAAACUGAAGAAGCCGGAAAAUCUGACUGCCGACGACUUUAAUAAUAUUCAAACCCUGCCCGUCAUUCAGACUCCAGACAUGCAAAGAGGCCUAGAUUAUUUCAAACCGUGGUUGCACUCUGACACUCAGCAGCCAUUUAUUCUCAUUGGACCUGAAGGAUGUGGAAAAGGAAUGCUGCUUCGAUACGCCUUUUCCCAACUCCGUUCCACCCAAAUUGCCACAAUUCACUGCAGUGCCCAGACCACUUCUCGGCAUCUCCUGCAGAAACUGAGUCAGACUUGCAUGGUAAUCAACACCAAUACCGGUCGGGUAUACAGGCCGAAAGACUGUGAAAGACUCGUUCUGUAUCUGAAAGAUAUCAACCUGCCUAAGCUCGAUAAAUGGGGAACGAGCACUUUGGUAGCCUUUCUCCAGCAGGUGCUAACAUAUCAAGGAUUUUACGAUGAAAAUCUAGAAUGGGUUGGUUUGGAAAAUAUCCAAGUUGUGGCUUCCAUGUCAGCUGGAGGAACCCUGGGAAGGCAUAAACUCACCACUAGAUUUACUUCUGUUGUUCGUCUUUGUGCGGUUGAUUAUCCAGAAAGAGAGCAACUGCAGACUAUUUAUGGAGCGUAUCUUGAACCCGUGCUUCACAAAAAUCUAAAAGAUCACUCUCUCUGGGGUUCCAUAUCUAAGAUUCAUCAGUUAGCAGGAUCCAUGGUGCAAGUGUACGAACAGGUUCGAGCAAAAUUUACAGUUGACGACUAUAGUCACUACCUCUUUACUCCUUGCAUUCUUACUCAGUGGGUUCUUGGCUUAUUCAGAUACGAUUUAACAGGAGGGUCACCAAACCAUUCCUUAGAUUAUGUGUUGGAGAUUGUAGCCUACGAAGCUCGGCGUCUAUUCCGGGACAAAAUUGUGGGAGUAAAGGAACUCCGUGUAUUCGAUAAUAUUUUGACCUCAGUCUUUCAGGGUGACUGGGGUUCGGAUAUAUUGGAAAAUAUGGCAGAUAGUUUCUAUGUAACGUGGGGAGCUCAGCAUAAGACCAGAGCAGCAGUAGCACCUGGGCAGCCAUUACCCCAUCACGGAAAACCACUUGGAAAACUGAACUCAGCAGAUCUAAAGGAAGUUAUUAAAAAGGGCAUUAUUCAUUAUGGACGAGAUAAUCAGGAUUUAGAUAUUUUACUUUUCCAAGAAGUCUUGGAGUACAUGUCUAGGAUAGAUCGAGUGCUGAGUUUUCCCGGAGGGUCCCUUCUGUUAGCAGGGCGAAGUGGUGUGGGCCGGCGGAUUAUCACUUCUUUAGUCAGUCACAUGCACGGAGCUGUUCUUCUUUCCCCCAAGAUCUCUAGAGGGUAUGAGCUGAAGCAAUUCAAAAAUGAUCUUAAACAUGUGCUGCAUCUUGCUGGCAUCGAAGCACAGCAGGUAGUCUUGCUUCUUGAGGACUAUCAGUUUGUUCACCCCGCCUUCUUGGAGAUGGUCAACAGCCUUUUGGCAUCAGGUGAAGUUCCUGGGCUGUACACGCUAGAAGAAUUGGAACCACUGCUCUCUCCUCUAAAAGAUCAGGCUUCACAGGAUGGCUUUACUGGACCUGUCCUGAAUUACUUCACAUACAGGAUCCAACAGAACUUGCACAUCGUCUUGAUUAUGGAUUCUGCCAACAUAAACUUCACCAUCAAUUGCGAAAGUAAUCCAGCCUUCCAUAAGAAAUGCCAGGUCCUGUGGAUGGAAAGUUGGUCCGACAGCAGCAUGAAAAAAAUACCUGAAAUGCUAUUCAAUGAGAGAACUGAUAGAAGAAACAAAGAAAAAACAAAAAAAUCCCAUGGUGAUGCUGAUUUUUUGAAAUCCUUUUUGUCCAUCCAUGAGACUUGUAGAGCAUAUGGGGCCACCCCAAGUCGAUACAUGACCUUCUUACGUGUGUACGGCGCCAUUAAUAGCAGCAAGAGAACAGAACUGUUAAAAAGGCAAAGCCAUUUGCAGGCUGGAGUGUCUAAACUAAAUGAAGCUAAAGCUCUGGUGGAUGAGCUGAAUAGGAAAGCUGGAGAGCAAAGCGUAUUACUGAAAACCAAACAAGAGGAAGCAGAUGCGGCCCUCCAGGAGAUCACGGUGUCGAUGCAGGAUGCCAGUGAGCAAAAGACAGAACUGGAAAGACUUAAACAGAAGAUAGCAGAAGAAGUAGUGAAGAUUGAAGAAAGAAAAAGUAAAAUUGACGAUGAGUUGAAAGAGGUUCAGCCUUUGGUUAAUGAAGCAAAAUUAGCAGUUGGAAAUAUCAAACCUGAAUCUUUAUCAGAAAUUCGGUCUUUACGCAUGCCUCCCGACAUAAUUAGAGAUAUUCUGGAGGGCGUCUUAAGGCUGAUGGGGAUCUUUGAUACCUCCUGGGUCAGCAUGAAAAGUUUCCUUGCUAAAAGAGGUGUGAGAGAAGAUAUUGCUACCUUUGACGCCCGGAACAUUCCAAGGGAAAUAAGAGAGAGUGUCGAAGAACUUCUUUUUAAAAAUAAAGCGUCUUUUGACUCAAAGAACGCUAAACGUGCCAGUACUGCAGCUGCUCCACUAGCUGUUUGGGUCAAAGCUAAUGUCCAGUAUUCCCAUGUCUUGGAGCGAAUUCAACCCCUUGAAGCCGAACAAGCAGGAUUAGAAGCGAAUUUGAAAAAGACUGAAGCCAGAAAAAAGAAACUUGAAGACCUGCUUAACUCUGUUGGACAGAAAGUAUCAGAACUGAAAGAUAAAUUCCAGAGUAGAACUACGGAAGCAGCAAAACUUGAAGCAGAAGUCAGCAAAGCCCAAGAAACGAUAAAAGCAGCCGAGAUCUUGAUUAAUCAACUUGACAGAGAGCACAAAAGAUGGAAUGCACAGGUUUUAGAGAUAACAGAAGAACUAGCUACACUUCCUAAAAGAGCUCAAUUGGCUGCUGCUUUUAUUACAUAUCUUUCUGCUGCCCCUGAGAGCCAAAGGAAAGCCAGUUUGGAUGAGUGGACAAAAUCAGCUGGCCUUGAAAAAUUUGAUUUAAGGCGGUUUCUUUGCACGGAGAGUGAGCAGUUAAUUUGGAAAAGUGAAGGCCUGCCGUCUGAUGACCUUUCCAUAGAAAAUGCUCUGGUGAUAUUACAGAUCAUUGAUUUCAAAUCCUGGAGUCGAGUUUGCCCGUUUCUUAUAGACCCUUCUUCUCAAGCCACCGAGUGGUUAAAGACGCAUUUGAAAGAAUCACGAUUGGAGGUUAUCAACCAACAGGACCCUAACUUUAUCACAGCUGUCGAGCUAGCAGUUCGCUUUGGGAAAACACUUAUUAUCCAAGAAAUGGAUGGAGUCGAGCCAGUCCUUUACCCAUUGUUGAGAAAGGAUCUUGUCGCUCAAGGGCCACGCUACGUUGUGCAAAUAGGUGACAAAAUUAUCGACUAUAAUGAAGAAUUCCGCUUAUUUCUGUCCACUCGAAAUCCAAAUCCCUUCAUUCCACCUGAUGCGGCUUCCAUUAUCACUGAAGUUAACUUCACUACAACAAGGAGUGGAUUAAGAGGACAGCUUUUAGCUUUAACUAUCCAGCAUGAGAAACCAGAUCUAGAAGAGCAGAAAACAAAACUAUUACAUCAGGAGGAAGACAAGAAAAUACAGUUGGCCAAACUUGAGGAAUCUCUUUUAGAGACUCUAGCGACAUCUCAAGGCAAUAUUUUGGAAAACAAGGAUCUGAUCGAAUCUUUGAAUCAGACUAAAGCCAGCAGCGCACUCAUUCAAGAGUCACUUCUUGAGUCUCGCAAACUUCAGAGUUCUCUUGAUCAGGAGCGAGAUGCCUACCUACCGCUGGCAGAAAGUGCCAGCAAAAUGUACUUUAUUAUCUCAGACUUGUCCAAAAUUAAUAACAUGUACCGUUUUAGCCUGACUGCAUUCCUUAGGCUUUUCCAAAGAGCUCUGCUGAACAAACAGGAUUCUUCAAAUACUGAACAAAGGAUCCAGUCUCUUAUCAGCUCAUUAAAACAUAUGGUGUAUGAAUACGUGUGUCGCUGUUUGUUUAAGGCUGAUCAACUGAUGUUUGCUUUACAUUUUGUGCGAGGCAUGCAUCCCGAACUUUUUCAAGAAAACGAAUGGGAUACAUUUACAGGUGUGAUUGUUGGAGAUAUGUUAAGGAAAGCGGAUUCACAACAAAAAAUUUGCGAUCAGCUUCCGUCUUGGAUAGAGCAGGAACGGAGUUGGGCAGUGGCCACUUUAAAGAUCUCCCUUCCAGGUCUUUAUCAGACACUCUGCCUUGAAGAUGUCGGGCUGUGGCGUCCUUACUACCAGAACUCCAUCUGUGAACAAGAGUUCCCAACCAUCCUCAGAAAGAAAGUGUCCCAGUUUCAACAGGUUCUGGUGGUACAGGCUCUCAGACCGGAUAGACUUCAAAGUGCCAUGGCCCUUUUCGCAUGCACAGCUCUGGGAAUGAAAGAGUUAUCUCCACCCCCUCUGAAUUUGAAACGCUUAUACAGGGAGACCCUGGAGAUUGAACCCAUCCUGAUCAUUAUUUCUCCUGGGGCUGAUCCUUCCCAAGAACUACAAGAACUUGCCAAUGCUGAAAGAAAUGGAGAAUGUUAUCAUCAGGUUGCAAUGGGCCAGGGCCAAGCUGAUUUAGCCAUACAAAUGCUAAAAGAAUGUGCACAGAAUGGAGAAUGGCUCUGCUUAAAGAACCUGCAUCUUGUGGUUUCCUGGCUGCCCAUUUUGGAAAAUGAAUUGAAUACACUCCAACCAAAAGAAAACUUUCGCCUGUGGCUCACUGCUGAAGUUCAUCCCAAAUUUACUCCCAUCUUACUUCAGUCAAGUUUGAAGAUAACCUAUGAGGCACCUCCUGGUUUGAAGAAGAACUUAAUGCGAACUUAUGAAUCUUGGACUCCAGAGCAAAUUAAUAAAAAAGAUAUUUUGUCUCGAGCACAUACUCUCUUCAGCUUGGCUUGGUUUCAUGCUGCCUGCCAAGAAAGAAGAAAUUACAUUCCUCAAGGUUGGACCAAGUUUUAUGAAUUUUCUUUGUCAGACCUCCGGGCAGGAUAUAACAUUAUCGAUCGGCUCUUUGAUGGUACCAAAGAUUUUCAGUGGGAAUUUGUGCAUGGAUUGCUGGAAAAUGCUAUUUAUGGAGGUCGCAUAGAUAACUACUUUGAUCUGAGAGUCCUCCGGUCCUAUUUGGAACAGUUUUUUAAUUCCUCAGUGAUCGGUGGCUCACAUCACGGGAGGAAGAAAAGCAGUUUCCCUUAUGCCAUCUCAUUACCUAAUUCCUGCAACAUUUUGGACUAUCGCACUGUAAUUGAAAGUCUUCCUGAAGAUGAUAAACCCGGUUUUUUUGGUUUGCCUGCCAAUAUCGCCCGCUCAUCUCAACGCAUGAUCAGCUCUCUGGUCAUUUCCCAGCUGAGGACCCUGGGCAGGUCAGUAUCUGCCGGCUGCAAAUUUGAUCGAGAAAUCUGGUCCAAUGAGCUAUCUCCCAUCCUCAGUCUCUGGAAGAAACUUAAUCAGAACUCAAACCUGAUUCAUCAGAAAGUGGCACCUCCUAAUGAGAAACAAGGCUCUCCGAUAUUAUCAUUCAUCAUCCUUGAGCAAUUCAGCGCCAUCCGCUUAGUUCAGAGUGUCCACCAGUCCCUUGCAGCUCUCAGCAAAGUCAUCAGAGGCACAACCCUUUUGAGCUCUGAAGUUCAAAGCUUGGCAAGUGCGUUAUUAAAUCAAAAGUGUCCCCUGACCUGGCAGAGCAAAUGGGAAGGUCCGGAAGAUCCCCUGCAGUAUCUCAGAGGUCUUAUAGCUCGAGCCAUUGCAAUUCAGAGUUGGGUAGAUAAAGCAGAAAAGCAAGUGUUGCUCUCAGAUACACUUGACCUUUCAGAGCUCUUUCACCCUGACACAUUCCUUAAUGCACUACGACAGGAAACUGCAAGGGCUAUGAGCUGUUCCAUAGAUGGUCUGAAAUUUGUCGCGUCUUGGAAGGGUCGACUACAAGCAAAACUCCAAGUUAAGAUCAGCGGCUUGCAACUGGAAGGAUGCAGUUUUGAUGGAAAUCAACUUUCAGAAAACCGGCAUGACUCCCCCAGUGUGUCAUCAAUGCUCCCUUGUUACAUGGCCUGGAUUCCUCAGGAUGCGUACGGUCCUUAUUCCCCUGAGGAAUGCAUCUCCUUGCCCGUCUAUACCAGUGCCGAGAGGGAGCAAGUGGUGACCAACAUGGACGUGCCCUGUGGAGGCCAUCCAGACCAGUGGAUUCAGUGCGGCGCUGCCCUGUUUUUAAAGAACCAGUAGUAGCAAACGAUAGCAGGCUUCGCCGAGACACCUCUGAAGGCCUCAGCUCCACGGGCUCCAUCUGAAAGGUGAAUUUUCCCUACCAGGCCGCAUUCCCAGACUGAGGAAAGAAUCCAGUUUUUCUCUGGAGAGAAAUGACCUAAGGAAACUCUUUUCUGUUCAGAAAACACCCUAGUUCUAGGACGUUAAUGCUGAAUACGCACAUCACUAACUGAUAAAGAGCGCUUCUCUUUACUGCUGUAUCAUUCCUGUUAAAAUGUUGCUCCAGUACAAGAUUGAAUAGAGUGAAUUUGGGGACUUGAUGUACAUUCCUCCACCGAGCCUUUUUAUCAACGGAAUUUAAUAAAAGAUAAGCUCACCAAUAAGAUGCUUUCAGU
This is a messenger RNA of Tachyglossus aculeatus (Australian echidna), 13292 nucleotides long. RefSeq names its product dynein cytoplasmic 2 heavy chain 1 (gene DYNC2H1). Lineage: Eukaryota; Metazoa; Chordata; Mammalia; Monotremata; Tachyglossidae. Gene Ontology annotation, biological process: microtubule-based movement. The coding region runs from base 1 to 12915 and encodes 4304 amino acids. The transcript has 90 exons. The record is from RefSeq and is a predicted model, not a curated record. Gene Ontology annotation, cellular component: dynein complex. Gene Ontology annotation, molecular function: ATP hydrolysis activity; ATP binding; minus-end-directed microtubule motor activity.